Molecule: messenger RNA, 2036 nt
Organism: Aedes aegypti (yellow fever mosquito)
Lineage: Eukaryota; Metazoa; Arthropoda; Insecta; Diptera; Culicidae
Product: thioredoxin domain-containing protein 9
Exons: 4
Coding region: 143-796 (217 amino acids)
Biological process (GO): microtubule cytoskeleton organization
Cellular component (GO): cytoplasm
Source: RefSeq, a predicted model, not a curated record
GGAGUUGCCUUGCCCCCGCAGCAAUCGCAGUAGUAGUGGAGUGGAGAAGAAAAACUGUCGCAGCAAGUAAAUUCUAACGGGAGCCGGAAAAUCGACAAAAUUUCAACAAAAUCCUCGAAUUGAUAUUUACUUCUGAUUAAUCAUGGAGCAAGUGCUGCAGAACUCAUUGAUUACUGCUGCCGUUCAGUUGGAGAAACAAUUGGACAACGAACUGUCGAGAUUGGACAGUCUCGGCGGGGAAGAUCUGGAAAAGCUUCGCGAGCAGAGAAUCAAAGAGCUGAAGAAACAGGCCAAUCAGCGGCAAGAGUGGAAGAAUAACGGUCACGGCGAGUACUGCGAGUUGGCGGACGAAAAGGAGUUCUUCGAGGUAAGUAAAAAAUCUGCCAACAUCGUGUGCCACUUCUACCGGGAUUCGACGCCCCGCUGCCGAAUCGUUGACAUGCACCUCAAAAUUCUGGCCACCAAACACAUCGAGGCCAAGUUUUGCAAAGUGAACGCCGAAAAGUGUCCCUUCCUGACGCAACGGCUGAGGAUUAAGGUCAUCCCGAGCAUAGCCCUGAUCAAGGACAGCAAAACGAAGGACUACAUCGUGGGCUUCACAGAUCUGGGCAACUGCGACGAUUUCAGCACCGAGAUGCUGGAGUGGCGCAUCGCACAAUCCGGAGCCAUCGAAUACAACGGAGACCUGCUGACACCUCCGGAUGACAAGAAAAAGAAGAAGACCAACUACAGCGCAAAAAAGACCAUCCGCGGUGGGUACGAUUCGGACGAUUCCGAUAUCGACUUUGACGAUUAAUCGCAAUCGAAGGAUGCAAAAGCACGAGAGUUGCUCCCGUACGGUUAGAAUUAACACAAAAUUGCUCUGGUAGCAAGCUGUAACAGACAAAACUCAAGAUCGCGAUGGAGGAAACUUUUUUUCUAUAGUAUUUAGGCAUUAUUUUACAAAAAAGUAGUAUUUAAGAGAUUCUUUUGAUGCAAGCAUGUUGAGAGCAAGCGCGAUGCAAUAUACUCUCCUGCACCCGCAAAAUCACUCAAAGCAAUCAACGAUGAGAAAUCUGCUCCUCAGCGACUUCUCAAGGGUUGAAAUUUGUACCGCUGUCGUUGCAUGUUCACCAAUUUAUCGAUAACUAGCUUCUUUUUGUUUCUACUGCGUGUGCUAUUAACAAAUCAGUUUAUUUCAAACCGUGAUAAAAUUUGCUUCAUACCGUUCGCCAAGCAUUUGGGACAAAUUGUGUGAUUUUGACAUCCCUGGCUAUAAAGUAUCCUCCACUACCUCCUCUCGAGUGUUCGUCCCCGUUUUAAUCUGGUAAAUUUUAAUCGAAUAAUGAUAGUGGUUAGAAAUAUCGCUUUUUUGUCGAGUCGAGUGCGCUCCAGAGUCAAAGUCUACCAUACCUAGAACAAGCAUUGUUCGAAAUACAUAUUUGAAAACGAACUUAGUAGAGAUAUUGAAAAUUUGAAACAGAUUGGUAACCUGCUAGGAAAUAAAAAAAUCAAACGAACAAAUUAGGGCUAUUUUAGACCAGUUUCCUUAUGAAAUUAGAGUCAAAUCUACAAAAAAAAAACAAUCCAAUAAUUAGAAUAAUGGACAAAUUUAGAGCGCUUGCCCCCAGAUUUCACUGCGAGGCACCAAGAAGAAUUUUGAGUUUUCCUUUAGAUAUGUACUCUCAUUAUUUAUGGCUUAUUUUUUCUACUCAUUAUAUGACGAAUUUAACUUACUAACAUUUAGUAGUGCAGCAACCAAUCAGUGUGUGAAAGAAAGAGAGCGUGAUUCAUCGCAAACUCGACGAUGUGCGAAUCAAAAAACAACAGAACGGUAUUUUUGUUUACAGCUUGAUGUACAAUCUGAUUGAUGUCUGCUGGCGGCACAGGUUACUGGAAGCAGUACCUACUGUGUUGUGUGAAUUUACUUGGUUUUUGACACUGCGACAAUUUGAACGUGAGCGCAGCAUACCUAAAUUGUAAGAACGCAUGAUUGCAAGCCUAGUGACUAUAUAUUAAUAAAUUAUUUAAGUUUUCUAUUACUGAUGAUAAUGUAA